Molecule: messenger RNA, 973 nt
Organism: Carcharodon carcharias (great white shark)
Lineage: Eukaryota; Metazoa; Chordata; Chondrichthyes; Lamniformes; Lamnidae
Product: endothelin-3-like
Exons: 3
Coding region: 24-332 (102 amino acids)
Biological process (GO): regulation of vasoconstriction; intracellular calcium ion homeostasis; vein smooth muscle contraction
Cellular component (GO): extracellular region
Molecular function (GO): endothelin B receptor binding; hormone activity
Source: RefSeq, a predicted model, not a curated record
CUCACAAUCCAGGGAUUAACGCUAUGAAAGUGGCUGCUCUGGUAGUGCAAUCCCACCCACGAGUUAAGCGUUGUACCUGUUACUCAUACAAGGACAAGGAGUGUGUGUACUACUGUCACCUGGAUGUCAUCUGGAUGAAUACCCCAGAACGGAUUGUGCCAUAUGGACUAACUAAUGUACAAAGGCAUAAACGCUCAAACAACGAGGGAACACCUGGCUCCCUGGAUAAACCAAGAGUUCGAUGUGUCUGUGUCGAGGAGAUGGAUGGAGAGUGUGGCCAAUUCUGCAGCCAUUCUAGAAGCCUUCGUGACAAGACAGGGAGCUCCAGCUGAUAAGAGGUCGUUUUUUUGUCCUUAUUGAGAAACAUCAAGGGAAUUAGUGCAGCAGGAAGACAUGUGACAUGGACUGCAAUUGAUGGAGACAGCAGCGGACAUUGUUCUUGAUGCAGAGAAAGACUGUGGGGUGACAGUGCCUCAGUAUUCCUCUCAACUGAGAUCCUCAGGUUGUUGUAGACAGAGGCAGUGUGGAGAAAUGUGACUCGUCUCUCAGUCACCUGCCUAUUUACCACUCGCAUAUUAAACAGCACAGUUAUACACUUAUCCAUCUGAAAAACUCUAGUAGACUAACUCUUGAACAUGUAUUCUAGGCCUGUGUAUUGUCUUAGCACCAGCUGCUCCACCAGUAAGACUGUGCCUGCAACAAUGGAAGGACUAAAGGCCUUGUGGGUGGUGUAAAGUGGUGUGUUAAUUCUUUGGUGUUGGGUACAGUUGGAUGCUGUUUAGUCCUAUCUGCUAACACACACAGUGAUUGUGCAGCUCUUCCAGUGCCAGUGAAUGUACCAACAGAACUCAUACAACACUCCAAACUGCAGCAUGGGCAUUGGGUUUGUUAUUGGCUUUCCGAGCACAUUUCGUUCAUUGCUGCGCCAUAAGUGGACACAGCCCAUUGGAAUGAAUGGAAUGAAACGUUAAGA